CGAUCGCACUAUCGAUUCUUAGAAAUCGAAAAGCGGAGUGGUCACACUGCACCGAAAUUUGACUUUUGCGCUAACGGAAGCGAAGCGAAGCGAAUUACAGGAUAAUAAGUAAAACUUGACAAUAAAAGGAAAUGCUGGCCACGACACAACGACCGCAGUUGACCAAAAUGCGAACUAGCGCGGAGGCGAUGGCCUGCAUGGCCCGGGAAAAGGCGCCUGGACAGGUAAUGGCCGCGCAACAAGUGGCUCCUCCUACGCUCAACAACAACAACAACAAAGACCUGGCCACCAUUAUGGAUGCGCUGCAGACGGACUACGGGAACUACAAGUACACGGUGUACCGGUGUGCCAGCAAGUUUGUGGCCUUGCAGAAGGUCUUUCACACUGGAAAGAUACCGUACAAGCUGCUGCUGGCCAUAUUGGAGCGGCAUGGAAUGAACGGCAGCUGGGAACUGAUGGUGCCACCCUUCCAGCUGACCUCGCUGCUGCACGACGUCUACUUUGCCUGCGAGAAGCUGGGACACUUUGCUCAGGAUAGCUGCUAUCAGCUGGACAGGGCCACCGGGAUGCUGGCCAACUUUUUCUGGAACGUCUACGAUCCACAACGCCGCCAUUCGAUCUCCCUGCUGGAGAUCAAGAUAACCUUCAUCUUGCUCUGCAAGCUGUACAGCAGCGAUCACCUGGUUGGCGACUUCUUUGGCCUGCUGGCCGAUCCCAAGACACAGAUCAUGUCGCGCUACGCCUUCGAGCAGCUCCUGGCCACGCUGAGCAAGCUGCUCAGCUAUCUGGGCGAGGCCAAGGCCUAUGGCUCGCACAAUCUGUCCUUGAUGAUGGAGCAGUGCUUUGCCCGGUGUCCCCAUGGCAUGGCCGGUCUCGGCGAGCAGCAGUUCCAUAAGCUCUGGACGGGCGCCGGUCUUCAGACGCGCUUCCUCAUCUACGGCAAUCUGUUGGCCCUGAUCAAGCGCAUCGAGGACACGGAGCACUUGAUACAUGGCAACUGUUGCGCUGGCUGCCGCAAGGAGAACAUCGUGGGGAUUAGGUUUCGCUGCCAGGUGUGCCGAGACAUCUCGCUGUGCCUGCCCUGCUUUGCGGUAGGCUUUGCAGGCGGCCGUCACGAGCCCAGCCAUCGAAUGUGCGAGGUCUUUGUGGAGGAUCAGCCGCGGCAGCGGUGGACACGGCAUUUGGCCAGGCUUUGCGGUUGGUUGUGGGUGCCGCGGCGCAAGACGGCGCAGGAGGAGGAGCGUCGGGGCUUCUGCCAUGCCCAGGAGAGUGGAGCCGCCGCUGCCACGCCCAUACCCAUACCCGCCGAAACGCGAAGUCUACACGAGAGGGAGCAGCAGCAGCAGCAGCAGCACAGCAAGCAGAAGGAGAUCCUGCAGCAGCAGGAGCUGUGUUCCCUCACUGGAAUGGCCAGCAAGGCCUCGGGCCAGCUGCAGUGCAUCAUUGAUCGUCUGUUGCAGCAGAAUGCGAAACUGGAAACACAGCUGGCAACGGUGGCCACCUCGUCCAGCUCGGAAAUCUCCGAGUUCUUAAGUGCCCACCAAAGGUUCCUGCUGCAAAUCAUUGAGGAUAUGCGGCAGCUAUCGCGCUCUUCCACGCCAGGAGGCACAGCCCCAGCCACAGGUCUGGCGCCGACUCUAGCUCCGGCUCCUUCAUUAUCCACUGCCUUGGUUAGCUCCACCUUCCUGAGCUCCAGCACACCGCAGAGGCAGCAGCUCUUCGAUAUGUAUGCCCCUGUGGGAGCCAAUCUCACGCACUCAAUAAAUGGCGCCGACCUGAAUCGCAGCUAUUUGGAGGCCAACAAGUCGGAUUACUCCCUGAAUGACAUCAGUUUGUGGUUUGAUCAGCGUCGCGCCAGCCAGGGGCCAGGCUCACUGCCUCUCGCUGCCCUGUUGCCAGGAGGAGGAGGAGUAGUAGCAGCUGCUCCACCAGGAGGAGAUGGCAUGCUUAACUUUAAGCUGCUGGUGCACAAGGUCAAGGAGAUUGUGGAGGAUUCCUACAGCGACAAUGCCGAACUAUCGGCGGCCACACAGAAUCUGGAGAAUGUCCUGGACAGCAUCAUCAAGGGUGAGGAGCAGCAGCGACGCCUGAGCACGUGAGGAGAAGCGAGAUUCAGAUUUCAGCCAGACCAAGUCAAGGAAUUCCUGUUUUUAAAUUGUUUUUGAAAAAUGUAAUAUUUAAGUUGUAAGCUUUUAUUUUUUAAACAAAGGAGUCGGACGAGAUCGCAAUAUCAUAAA
Molecule: messenger RNA, 2237 nt
Organism: Drosophila kikkawai
Lineage: Eukaryota; Metazoa; Arthropoda; Insecta; Diptera; Drosophilidae
Gene: dah
Product: discontinuous actin hexagon
Biological process (GO): synaptic signaling
Cellular component (GO): synapse; plasma membrane
Molecular function (GO): zinc ion binding
Source: RefSeq, a predicted model, not a curated record